AUGCUCGCAGACGGGAAAUUGCGGCACUGUUUGAAACCGGGUGCAGAUAGACCUCCACCCAGGGUGCUUCCGACGGGUUUUUUGGGAGCUGCUUUCUCACCAGUGAAGGCCGAUAUUAAUGGCAAUGUUGUCAAAGUUCGUACCCGAUUUGAAAAGGAUCGAAUAGGUCAGCGCUACUUACAAGAUUUGAUUGAUAACGAUCUGAAGGAUCACGGUGGAAAUUUGGGAAUAGCCACAGAAGGUCUUUUGUGGUUGAAAAGAGGGCUUGAGUUUAUGCUGGAAAUGCUCACAUUGAUGGUGCAAGAGUACAGAUCUACAGCGGACAAA
Molecule: messenger RNA, 327 nt
Organism: Cooperia oncophora
Lineage: Eukaryota; Metazoa; Nematoda; Chromadorea; Rhabditida; Trichostrongylidae
Source: the annotation of a GenBank genome assembly